This is a messenger RNA of Truncatella angustata, 1200 nucleotides long. RefSeq names its product DHS-like NAD/FAD-binding domain-containing protein. The transcript has a single exon. Bases 1 to 1200 code for a protein of 399 amino acids. Gene Ontology annotation, molecular function: NAD+ binding. The record is from RefSeq and is a predicted model, not a curated record. NCBI's taxonomy places the organism in Eukaryota, Fungi, Ascomycota, Sordariomycetes, Amphisphaeriales, Sporocadaceae.
AUGUUGCGCAAACCAUAUAUGCGUAUCCCUUACACGGAUCCCCUGGCAGCACCAACCGUCACGCCCAGAAGUGCGAACACGCUGAGCGGUGCCGUUGCGGCAUUGCAGGAAUUCUUCACGGCGCCAACCUCGAGAGGUGUGCCGGCGUCUACAUUAGUGCUCACAGGAGCUGGAAUAUCUGUCGCCAGUGGCCUGGCAGACUAUCGGGGCACAAACGGCACGUAUCGGGUCAAUAAGACAUAUCGUCCAAUUUACUACUCAGAGUUCAUAAAGAACCAUGAAGCACGGAAAAGAUAUUGGGCUAGGAGUUUUCUCGGAUGGACAACACUGCACAAGGCUAAGCCCAACGCUGGACACUAUGCGGUAAAACAUCUGGGAGAUCUGGGUCUGGUCCGGAGCGUCAUCACUCAGAAUGUUGAUUCAUUCCAUCCGAAAGCUCACCCGAGCCUUCCCACUACCGAGCUACAUGGAUAUCUACGGGCAACAGUCUGUGUUUCCUGUCAAACCGAACUUCCCAGAGACGUCUUCCAGGACGAACUAGCCAGGCUGAACCCUGCCUGGGCCGCAUUUCUCCAGGAGAUCAUAGCAUCUGGAGCUCUCGAUACGGAGAAUCCAGAUGAACGAAAGAGGAGAGGUAUGAAGACGAACCCCGACGGUGACGUCGACCUUCCAGAUGCGCCGUACACCACCUUCAGAUACCCUGCGUGUCCUCACUGUCUCGCCAACCCGCCAACACUAGCCGAAGGUGGCAAGGCUACGGUCGAAGUCGAUUCCGACGGAGCAUUGAAGCCGACCAGUAACGCGGGUAUAUUGAAGCCCGCUGUUAUCAUGUUCGGAGAAAGCGUCCGCAGUCAGACCAAGAUAGACGCAGAACAGGCUGUGGAGAGUGCCGACAGACUUCUCGUGUUGGGCACCUCACUUGCGACGUACUCGGCGUGGCGGCUGGCCAAGAGAGCGAAGGAUCGAGGUUUACCCAUUGCCAUCGUCAAUCUGGGAGGUGUGAGAGGAGAGGAGACCUUCUUUGCAGAUCUAGAUCCCUUGCAGAAGGGAGCGCAGGGCGCGCGAGUGGAGCUGUCGACGGAUGAGCUAUUGCCAAGGCUUGUGGAAGGGUUGCGGCAGUCGUCGGAUGUUCAGCACGCUCGUGAAAGCAUAGAACAUGAGCAGCAUGGCGGACUUGUUUUCAAGGAUAUGAUGUCUUGA